This is a messenger RNA of Coregonus sp. 'balchen', 2060 nucleotides long. The record is from the annotation of a GenBank genome assembly. Lineage: Eukaryota; Metazoa; Chordata; Actinopteri; Salmoniformes; Salmonidae.
GUUCCUCUAAUUGAACUUCGCCCAAUCAACAAUAACUCGUUAGCAGUUGCUUGCUUUUUCUUGUUCCUUGAGACAGUUUAUUCCUUGCAGGAAUUGCCCCCAGCCACUACCCGUUACACUUUCUAAAGAUCUUCAUGGAACUUCGCAGAAGAACAGUCUCUCUCUGGAAGGGAAUACAAUUCGGUUGCCUGUGAAACUGCAGCCUACGCCCGAAGCAUGGUUAUUUUGGAGAAAACAUUUCAGACAAGUGAAGUUGCAAGAUUCGACUGAAAGUGAUUAAAAGUGGGUUGUGAAGAAGACGCGAAUUUAAGGAAACACUCGUGGACCUUUAAACAAGCAUUUGAAUGAAAUAGUCAGCCUUUGUCAGCAGUAAUUCCUUUGGACUGCGAUGACCUCCAGUAAAGACAUGAAGGCAGGCUCCGUGUUGCAGUCCAGCGGCGAGGAGAGGAGACAGGGUCCCUUGGACCAGCUUCCACCCCCGGCCAACUCCAACAAGCCACUGACGCCGUUCAGUAUUGAGGAUAUUCUAAACAAACCCUCGGUGAAGAAGUCAGUUGCUAAUCUCUGUCCACCGAGAGUUAUUGAAAAAGUGUCCGGCUCAAAUGCAGCAAGGAACGGUAUUACCACUCCCUCUUCGCCGUUAUGUGCUCUGGAGGAACUAGCCAGCAAAACAUUUAAAGGUCUGGAAGUCAGCGUUAUACAAGCAGCUGAAGGUAAGGAUUUCAAUAUUGACAUAACGUUUUAAUAUUUACAUGUACAGAUUCAGUGAGUGAUUGUAUUACCCAAGUAUGCAUAAUCCCCAAAAUAGCUAUGGUUGAUAGCCUAUUGGUUGUGUGAAUUGUUGUCAAACUGAGUGUUUUUUUUAAAAAAGCAUUCCAAUACGCGGUAUCAAGCUCUUGCCAAGCCUAAAUUCCCCAAACAAUCAUGUCUGUGCGAUGUAAUCUAUCCUUGGCUAUUAUUUCAGCGUUUGAGUUGAUUAGUUAGAUACUAAACACCAGUAUAAGGAAACCUGCAAUUUAUUGGGGUGGCAAAGGAGGCCUCUAAUCCGACAUUUUCUGUUGUGCUUCCUGGUGUAUCAUUAAAUUAAGUUGCAACAUUUUAUAGGCUGUUUGAUUUAGUAGAAUUAUAUUUAUUUAGAUCCUGAUAUUGACAGCUAUGUUAUUCCUAAUGAUGCAUGGGCAAUGUAAAACAUAAAUAUGUGAUUAAUUUCAUAUGGCUAUGGAAUGUUGCCCACAAGUUAUUACCAAACCAUACCCAUCACCACAAUUGGCCAUAAACAAAAAUAGUUUGCAUCUGCUUUGCAUCUGUAGCCCUAUUAAAAAACAAAACCUCAAUAACAAAGCUGCUAAUCAUGGCACACUUGAGGACACUUGUAGACAUGUUGUUCUGAUAUUGUUUUGGAUAGUGACUGUAUUUUCGUUUCCCUAAAGGUCGUGAGCAUGUGAACGCCUUUGGACAGAGGCAGACCUCAAAAAAGAGGAGAAAGUCCCGGACAGCUUUCACCAACCAUCAGAUAUAUGAACUCGAGAAGCGCUUUUUGUACCAGAAAUACCUGUCUCCGGCCGACCGAGACCAGAUAGCUCAGCAACUGGGGCUAACCAACGCUCAGGUCAUCACCUGGUUUCAGAACAGACGGGCCAAGCUCAAGAGAGACUUGGAAGAGAUGAAAGCGGAUGUGGAGUCGCUCAAGAAAAUACCACCACAAACCCUGCAAAAGCUAGUCACCAUGGAAGAAGACAUUGACGACCCGCAAGGAAGCUCUGGGGCGAUUUCCCCUAGCAUCUCCCCGUCGUCACAAGGACACCGAGCAUUUCCACAGUCCCCCUCUUCAUCCAGAGAUCAAACCACGGACGAAUUCUCAGAGGAGGACGAAGAGAUUGAGGUGGACGAUUGACAGUAUGCCCAUGUUUUAAGAAAGGGCAUUUAAAAAAAACUUUUGCACGGAUAUUGUCGACGGGAGAAGUGAAACUUAAAAGGGAAGUUUACUUUCUCCUCUUCUCCAUUUUAAUUUAUUAAUAGGACUGUAAAGCCUUCCCUGUUCCAAUUUCACCAAAUUAUUU